UUUUUCUUUUCCUUCUUAGAAACAUUAAAGGAAAUUGAUGAUGUCUAUGAAAAAUAUAAGAAAGAGGAUGACUCGAACCAGAAAAAACGUCUACAGCAGCAUCUCCAGAGAGCAUUAAUCAAUAGUCAAGAACUGGGAGAUGAAAAGAUUCAGAUUGUCACACAGAUGCUCGAAUUGGUGGAAAACCGGGCCAGGCAAAUGGAGUUACACUCGCAGUGUUUCCAGGACCCUGCUGAGAGUGAGCGAGCCUCCGAUAAGGCCAAGCUAGACGCCAGCCAGCCGGAAAGGUCGUCGAGAAGGCCCCGGAGACAGAGGACCAGUGAAAGCCGCGACUUGUGCCACAUGACGAAUGGGAUCGAGGACUGCGAGGAUCAGCCGCCCAAGGAGAAGAAGGCCAAGUCGGCCAAGAAGAAGAAGCGCUCCCGGGCCAAGCAGGAGCGGGAGGCGUCGCCCGUGGAGUUUGCCAUCGACCCCAACGAGCCCACGUACUGUUUGUGUGACCAGGUGUCCUACGGGGAAAUGAUCGGCUGCGACAACGAACAGUGCUCCAUCGAGUGGUUUCAUUUCUCCUGCGUUUCACUCACCUAUAAGCCAAAGGGGAAGUGGUAUUGCCCGAACUGCAGGGGGGACAGUGAGAAAACAAUGGACAAAGGUCCUGAAAAGACAAAAAAGGACAGAAGGUCCAGGCUUGGCGUAAACUUCCUUUGAGCAGCCAGCUCCCAUUUGAC
Molecule: messenger RNA, 728 nt
Organism: Condylura cristata (star-nosed mole)
Lineage: Eukaryota; Metazoa; Chordata; Mammalia; Eulipotyphla; Talpidae
Gene: ING2
Product: inhibitor of growth family, member 2
Exons: 2
Biological process (GO): positive regulation of DNA-templated transcription
Cellular component (GO): nucleus
Source: RefSeq, a predicted model, not a curated record